AUGGGUGCCUCGGCUUCCAGGAACUGGCUAGUCGGUGUUUCCGCGCUGGAUCCUGAACCCGAGGAGCCGCUGGGUCUGGGCCAGCUGCCCACGGAGCUGCUCGAGAUGGUGCUGAGCCACGUGCCCCCUCACGUGCUGCUCGGGCGCUGCCGCCGGGUGUGCUGGCGCUGGCGCGACCUGGUGGACUGCCAGGCCCUGUGGCUGAGCAUCCUGUCCCGAGACCACGCCGCCCUGUCACCCGUCCUCCGCACCUGCCUGCCGGCCGCCGACGACCCCAGGCCCUGCGUCCUGGGCCGCUUCUGCGAGCGCAGACCCAUAGGACGCAACCUUCUCCAGAACCCCAGGGGCCUAGGUGGGGAGCCCAGGAAAGGGGUCCUCCUCAAGGGAGCCGGUGGGAGGGGCCGGAUGCGGGGGGCGCUUGGACUCCGUGGGGGUUAUCACAAGAAGCAAGUGUUGGACCUGGAGAAGGAGGGUUUCUGGCGGGAACUUCUGGACAGUGGAAAGAUUGAGAUUUGUGUCUCUGACUGGCGGAAUGACCAACAAGGAACUGACUGUAUAUAUCAGCUGACUGUCCAACUUCUAGAUGCCGACCAGGCCAUCCUGGAUCACUUCUCUCCGUUGCCUUUUCCCAUCUGGAAGUGGAGAAACAGCGUCUCUCCUCGGGUCAGCCACGUGUUCUCCAACCUCAAGAAGGGCGUUCGCUUUGUGUCUUUUGAAUGCUGCAUCUGGGACUUGGAGUUCAGAAAUGAGCAGUAUGGAAUCUCUGUGACGAAUUCCAGUGUUAUCGUGCAGGUCUGUCUGUCCUAG
Delphinapterus leucas (beluga whale) is the source of this 807-nucleotide messenger RNA. The record is from RefSeq and is a predicted model, not a curated record. Lineage: Eukaryota; Metazoa; Chordata; Mammalia; Artiodactyla; Monodontidae.